Myotis daubentonii (Daubenton's bat) is the source of this 1798-nucleotide messenger RNA. RefSeq names its product chromosome 11 C9orf152 homolog (gene C11H9orf152). The record is from RefSeq and is a predicted model, not a curated record. Lineage: Eukaryota; Metazoa; Chordata; Mammalia; Chiroptera; Vespertilionidae.
CUGGGGGACCCCUUGGCGGCUGGUUUCUCUGGGCCUUGGCUGCAGCAGGCACCUUCCCGGGGCCCCAGCUGUGCGAGGCUGCACAGGGUGUUCCUUUUCCAACUGCAGACCAACCCACCCGACAGGUUUGCUGAUGAGCGAGCGCCCAGGUCCCAGGCCAAGAGGUGUGAGCGGCAGGCACUAGGCAUUCCAGCCUCGGCUGCAGCUCUGCCAGCAGCCUCGCCGUGGCUCUCGGAAGUGCAGUCCCAACUUCAGGACCAAGCAGGGAAGGACCUGGAGUACGAAGCCCCUUGGAGCCCCAGAAGGACUCUGAGCAACGAUGAAAGGGUUGCCCUGCCCCUGCCUGUGCCCUGCCCACUUCUGGCUGCUGGGGUCCUGCUUCAUGGCUGAGGGCUCGGGGGCUCGGGCCCUGGGGAAAAGGCCCCCUCCCAGCAUCCAGCUCCUGCGGGCCCAGUACCAAGACCUGAGGCAGCAGCAGAGGGCCCAGGCGCACUUCGUGGUGCUCCCGAAAGGAGGGAACACGUCUGCUCCUGCUGAAUCCAUGGUCAGUGCUGUUUGGAUUAACAAGGAGAGGAGGCACUCACUGUCCCAGGACAAGGUGGACGCUGAGGCAGCGGGGAUGCUGGAGGAGGCGGACAGUGGCUAUCUGCAGGUCCCCCGGUCUCCAUGGCACACGCACCUACAGAUGUACUGCUCGGUCCAAACCUUCCACCAGGACGCCGGCCAGCAAGUCAAACACCAAGGCAUGUUCCCGGGCUCUGAGCAAAGGCUUCCCCAGGAGAGAGACUCGGGCUUGUUGGAAAGCAAGCAGGUGGCUCAGCAAGAGACCACGACCCCAGAGGCAGCCCAGCAUGAAUAUCAAGUAGACCAUCCCCAAACACAGACAGUGGGGUCCGGCUUCCACAACGGCCUUCAGGGUCCUUCCUCCAUCAAGAACCCACAACGGCCUGGAAAACCAGCGCACUAUCCAUUUCCCCAGAGGAAAGCGCCCAGGAUCUCCCAAGCUGCCCGGAACCUGGGCUUAUAUGGCCCCUUCUGAGGCUUUCUCCUCAGCCAGAUGUCCCAGCCUUGAGGCCAGCUCUGGUCUCAUCACAGAACCCGGAGGCAGAGCCACCAGGGGGACCCCUCGCUAUCAGCAGAACUGGGCUACCUCCCUGGUAGGGAUUGUGGGAAAUGAACUUCACAGUGGGCACAUGGUCUUGUCCUUCAGAAAAGAAGAGCUUGCCCAGAGCAGAUGGCUCACAGUUCAGGAUGAGAGAGCACUGUCUGACCCACGCAGCCCGUUCUGCUCACACAGGAAGACAUUGCUACGUUGCUGGGGAGCCCUGGAGGCCCGUUCCUUAGGGAGGUCCAGUAGGACACCUGCUCAGUCCCUAGAACCAGGGAACCAGUUUGAAACAUAAAACAGGGACCCUGGCCAAUGGGAUGCCCUAGCAGUGCCCCAGAGUCAACGAACGUGGACAAUCUGGUUUCCAAUAUCUUCUGGUGAUUUCUCACAUGUUCUGGAGAAGAUGGGCUCUGAGGAUUGGCUUUUUCUGGUUGCUCUGCCUGGAGGCCAGCUCACUUACAAGUCACUACGUUCACUGUAGUGACCACACCAUUUCAGCUUGAGCUUCCCAAAGUAUGGUCACCCUGGGUAAAGAGGAGCGGAACAAUGCCACCUGCCACUUGUGUUUGAGGGGUCUUGGGAAGGGUGGUCACCUCUCACCUCUCACCGAGACUGCACAUUCCAGUGUCUCACAGAUUUACUUCCUCCUGUCCUCCCCUUCCUCACUCCCUUUUCCCUCCUUCUCCCUCC